GCCGAAUCCUUGCGCGAAAGACUUUAGUUCCAUCGGUCGUGGUGGUGGAUUCACGUAUAUUAUUAAAGGUAAUGCUACCGGGAAUAAAUUUUUCGUCGAUGGUUGUACGUUUUUAGGAAACACUGCCGACUGGGGUGGUGGAUAUGCCAUGUAUUUCCAAGAUAACGCAAGUAACAAUUCCUUGUUUGUGAGAAACACACACUUUUUACAAAAUACGGCUCGGUACGGUGGUGGCGCUGUAAAGUGUGGGACCGUCAUAUUCGGAACUUUUCAAGAUUUAACAGACCGUGAAUCCAAUUAUUAUUUUCACGAAAACUGUACCUUUGAAAGAAAUAAAGCAACGGAGGGUUGGGGAGGAGCAUUUUCUGUCUUUGGUUCAACGGGUUAUCUCGAUACGCAAGGUUGGAAAGACAAAAAGACUCCAAUAUUUUCGAACUGCCGUUGGCGGGAAAAUUCUGCCACUGCCGGCGCUGCCAUUGGUGCGCUCACGAAGCAACCUGAACUUUGGAGAAAGUCAAUUGGAUUAGAGGGUAGGGGUUUCGGGUAUGCGCUCAAACUCAUUAAUAACACAUUUAUGAAUAACAAAAUAAUUCCUACGACUUGCAAUGUCACGGUUUUUGGUAUGGGAACAAUAUACUCUGUUUUUGUGCCUAUUAUCAUGAUGGGGAACGUAGCGUUCGAGGGAAAUGCAAACACGGCUUUGGUACUGGACUCGGCAUGUGUUGAAAUCGAUGGGGACGUGUUGUUUCACGAAAAUCAUGGACUCUAUGGUGGAGCAGCCGGUCUUUAUGGGGCAUCGGCGUUUGUAUUUAAACCUGGAGCAAGAUUAUUGUUCAAAGGCAAUUCUGCAUCGGCAAUCGCCGGAGCUAUUUACGUAAAGACAGCCGGUCCUGAUAUAGCUGCGUUCUAUCAAACCAUUUUCCAAAGGCAUCAUUGUUUCUUUAGAUACUCUGAUAUCUCAAUCGAGCCUAACGACUGGAAUGUGAGUGUAGUUUUUCAAGGAAACAGAGCGUCGAAUAAUAUUGGCAGAACAUUGUUCGCAAACACUCUACAAUUCUGUAGAUUCGGCCGUGCCGGGUUGAUAAAUGAUGCAAUCAAAAGUUGGAAGAGCUUUCAGUUCAAGACGCACGAUGGUCACCCAUCCAAUGAUGAUUUAGAGGUUGCUACAUCUCCAGUCCAGAUUUUAAUUCAUCCUCACGAAUGGAAUAGCAUAUCACCAAAUGAACAAUUUUCACCUUCGAUACAACUUUUGGACGAGAGAAAUCACAGCGUGUACGGAUUGAUAAAAGUGUCGAUCAAGGAAGUGGGGCAAGGAAGUGGCGAUGAAACGGUGAAGCUUGAAAAUGGAGUAUCCCCUUUUUUUUACGUUAAAAAUCGGAUAAAUUCCUUGUGGUUUAGUGGCAAACCUUCGAGCAAUUUCGAGGUAAACAUCAAUUCACUUUAUUCCCAGUCUAUAAAAAUGAAAGUUAGCAAUCUUACUAUGAAGAAGUGUCCAUCUGGUUUUAUUAACAGAAAUAAUACGUGUCUAUGUUCGACAGUCCAGGAUAGAAUUAUUGGUAUUUCACGUUGUGGACAGAAUGGAAGGAGCUUGUACCUUCGAAAAGGAUAUUGGGGAGGUCCUACUCAUGGUGGUGUUAUUGGCGUUGAAAAAUGUUCGUUUUCUGUCAUUCAAUGUCCAUACGGCUACUGUGAAUGUGUUUCCAGCAGAGAGAAGGCUGGUUUGACUAAUCAGUGCGAAUGCUACUUUGACGCCCAUGUAAAUCAAUGUGUAGAAGGCCGUGAAGGAAUUCUUUGCGGACAGUGCAAGAAGGGCUUGAGUGCUGUAAUCGGAAGUUACAAAUGUGUUAAGUGCAAAAAGAAAGAUACGUUCAUGUUGAUUCCAUUUUUCGGUAUUUUAACAUUCCUAGUAAUUCUUGUGCUGUGUUGUAAACUUGACUUCUUUUCUGGUUAUCUUAACUGUUGGCUGUACACGUACCAAAUAAUAUUCCUUCUUUUACCUGAUGAAUUUCUUCUUGCGGACCCUUUCAUGAAUUUUGUUAUAAAACUUGCAAACAUAAAAUUUGUCUUUGGUCACUGGUGUCUUUGGGAUGGAAUGAAUGAUCUUCAGAAAACUUCAUUCGGCUACGUGGCUCCAGCUUACCAAAUUCUUAUUCUCUACAUUUUCGCAAAACUCUCUUCAAAGUUUUCAUUUUUCCAGGGUAAUUAUUUCCGGCCAUUUUGCACGAUACUUGUGUUAUCUUAUUCCGGCAUCAUUGGCGUCACAUUCAAACAGCUUCGACCUGUUCAUAUCUGCUCGGAAUGGCGCGUAUAUAUGUCGGCUGGAGUGAAAUUUUUCACAGGCGAACAUAUCAUCCAUGCUUCUAUAGCAAUAGCUGUGUUUUUAUUUGUCAUUCUACCUUUUCCGAUCAUGUUAGCUUAUAGUUCAUUUUUUACCAACCAUUCUCGUCGGUUCUCCCAGAUAAGCAUUCCUUUGUUGGACGUUUUGAAGUCUUGUUAUCACAAUAAGCGUUCUUGGUUCGCGGCUUAUUACAUAGUAUGUCGUGUAAUUGCAGUUUCACUCCAUACUUUUAUCUCUGAGAUAAAUGCUCGUCAUAAAAUCCUUCAAGUGUUUUGUGUGAUAGUAUUGCUACUCUUCCUGUAUCUGAAGCCGUACAAAAGCGAAACCCUGACAAAAAUCGACACAUUUUUUUUGACAUUCCUGGUGUUGGUCAGCCUUCUGGCUGAAGUCGUGAUAACAUGUUCGUUUUUCGCAUCACUUUUCUUUGACAUCUGCUAUUAUUGCGUUCACGUCUUGUUGUAUGUUCCAUUGCUUUACUCGCUAAUCCUAUUGUGUUAUCACAUACGACGUUUGGUAAAGCAACGCAAGCAAGAAGGAAGGAAUACCGCAGUGAACUAUCAAAACGCCAGUCAAAGCUCUGAAAAUGAAAGUACACGAUAUGAACCUCUCUGAUUGAGAUUAUGUAUUAACAAGUGUGGCGCUGUAAAAUAUAGCCUUUCUCGCUGUAACGAAUAUGCCGACAAUUUUGCUUGGAUUUUUUUUCAAAAUACUGAGCGUAAAGCUCGUUUCAGACGUCGAACGCCUCAUGCAUAUGCGGCUGAAUCGAACGCAAAUAGAUUUUCGCUCAUAUACAUUAACAUUAAGAUCGGCACAGGAAAAAUUUGACGUCUGAACAGACCUCGUAAUGGCCUCGUAAUUUGAGCAAACCUCGUAAUUUAAUUUUAUGCUUAAUUUUUUCC
Molecule: messenger RNA, 3237 nt
Organism: Dendronephthya gigantea
Lineage: Eukaryota; Metazoa; Cnidaria; Anthozoa; Malacalcyonacea; Nephtheidae
Exons: 1
Coding region: 149-2950 (933 amino acids)
Source: RefSeq, a predicted model, not a curated record